AUGGAAGCCGGUGUUGCUGUUGUUGGCGCCUACCUCGUGCGAUCAUGGUUGUUCUCAGGUCACAAAGAGAACACGGAGGACUUAAGGUCAGAGCUUAGUGACGCAUUGAGGAGUCCUGGUUACUUCCAGCAGUUUGUCCAAGGGCUUGUACCGCACAGGGUUCCGUCAGACGCCUUGGAAUUGAUCGAGGCUGUGGUACGAGAGGUGCUUGGAGGCCAGGCUUGCCUCAAGCUCGAGGGCUCGGCCAAGAAGCACACCAACAUCACAGGAUCAGACCACGACUACCACAUCAGAGUACCAGAUGGUUGGUUUAGUUCCGCCGAGCCUGUAACCCGCAACCAGAUGGAGCAGAUUCGCGACAUCCUCAAUGCGAAUUCUCAGUGGGAGUGGGGCAAACUGGAGGCCGACAUGGGACCCACAGCCCUCAAGGUUCGGUACCAGGCAACAUCUGCGGCUCGAUUGACAUCGUGCCUUUCAGGGGCGACUACUUUGACAGGCGUGUAG
Molecule: messenger RNA, 504 nt
Organism: Symbiodinium sp. CCMP2456
Lineage: Eukaryota; Dinophyceae; Suessiales; Symbiodiniaceae
Source: the annotation of a GenBank genome assembly